GUUUACAACUACAAACCAAUUUUGAAUGCCCAAGCACACAUUCUCUAAACCCUACACAACCUUGUACCCACUCCGGUCACAUCAUUCAUGAUCCUUGUUGCGUUAUUGUAGUUCUUGUUUGGAAUUUGGCUAUCAAAGAAAAAUCAAUGGCAUCAUCAUCAUCAUCAUCGUAUGUGCAACAAGAAUGGAACAAACCCGCAAAGAAAGAACCCGUUUUCACAAAAGUAUCUCAAUUGAAACCAGGAACAAAGGGUCGCACCUUGAUCGUUAAGGUUUUAUCCUCUCAAAAAAUCGAACAACCUGAGGAUAGAAGCUUUAUUCGCUCUCCUACACUCGCCGACUGUCUCAUCGGCGAUGAAACCGGCACCAUCAUUUUCAACGCUCAUGAUGAACAAGUUGAGUUGAUGAAGCCUGGAACUACUGUGAUAAUCAGCAAUGCAAAGAUUGACAUGUCUAAGGGAUCCAUGAGGCUGGUUGAUGAUGUAUGGAGUCAGAUUGAGAUCACUGAUCCUGCAACAUUUAAAGUUAAAGAGGAUAACAACCUCUCACUUAUUGAACAUGAAAAUGUGAACGCUGUUGCAGAAUAAUUCAUAGUUAAAGAGGAUAUCAGCCUAUCUCUCUUGUUUACAGGAUGCUGCUAUGGAAAAACUUAACUAGCAUAUUUUCACUUUAAUUAGCCUGGAUUUACCUUUUAAUUAACAUGCUUGACUUCAUUUUAGGGUUAAUGUUUGCCACUUGAACAAUGUUAAGGAGAAUAUAAUAGUUUUAAUGUGAUUAAGUAAUUAUCAA
This is a messenger RNA of Trifolium pratense (red clover), 789 nucleotides long. RefSeq lists its product as uncharacterized. The record is from RefSeq and is a predicted model, not a curated record. The coding region runs from base 147 to 587 and encodes 146 amino acids. Lineage: Eukaryota; Viridiplantae; Streptophyta; Magnoliopsida; Fabales; Fabaceae. The transcript is spliced from 2 exons.